AUGGUGAAGUUAUUCACUCUCUCAAAUUGCUUCUUGGCAGCCUUAAUUGGUCAAGCUGCUGGCCACUUCGUGGUGGUUUACCCUCCAAGCGUCGGAUUUGACGAUGCCAUUGAAGGCAACGCUCCGUGUGGAGGCUUCUCUGUCGAUUUCAGCAAGGACAACAUAACAGACUUCCAUGUUGACGGAGAUGUACUUGCAUUGCAAUCCUUCCACCCGCAGGUGACUUGGCUCUUUCGUGCUACAUUGGACCAAACAGCUUCUGGAAACUGGACCAAUCUCUUGCCUGCCGUUCAGCAGACUGGCCUCAAUAACUUCUGUGAGCCAGCUGUCAAGGUCCCAGCAACUUUCGCCGGCUCGAAAGGUGUGAUUGGAAUUGCUGCAGAUUCUCCAGACGGUAUCCUCUACCAGUGUGCGGCAGUCAACUUCGUUACGGGCGUCGGUGCCACACAAGCCUCUUGCAAGAACGAGUCCAGUACGACUGCCUCUUUCGUCGCAGAUGCCGCCCUGUCCAGUUUGCCUUCAACUGCAACUGCAAGUGCUACAAGCUCGGGAACAGCCACUUCGAGUCCAACCUCAUCCACCAAGCCUUCCGCUGCAAAUAGCAAUUAUGGAUACAGUGGGUUGGGAAUGUUAGCUUGGGUUAUGGUUGUCGGAUCUGCUUCAUUUUUGGCCUGCCUUCUGUAA
Molecule: messenger RNA, 684 nt
Organism: Hyaloscypha bicolor E
Lineage: Eukaryota; Fungi; Ascomycota; Leotiomycetes; Helotiales; Hyaloscyphaceae
Exons: 3
Coding region: 1-684 (227 amino acids)
Source: RefSeq, a predicted model, not a curated record